Messenger RNA from Bursaphelenchus okinawaensis, 1293 nucleotides. The record is from the annotation of a GenBank genome assembly. NCBI's taxonomy places the organism in Eukaryota, Metazoa, Nematoda, Chromadorea, Rhabditida, Aphelenchoididae.
AUGGAAUGGCUUUUUGGGAAACGAAAAACUCCACAGGAGAUGCUCAAACAGAAUCAACGAGCUUUGAACAAAGCCAUGAGAGAGUUGGAUCGUGAGAGAAAUCGACUGGAGAUGCAGGAGAAGAAGAUCAUUGCGGAUAUAAAGAAAAUGGCCAAGAUGGGGCAAAUGGUACGUUGAGAUUUGUUAUAGUUUUAUUGGUUUAGGAUUCGGUCCGAGUUAUGGCAAAGGAUUUGGUUCGAACUCGUCAAUACGUGAAGAAGUUUAUGAUGAUGAAGGCCAAUAUCCAAGCAGUGUCCUUGAAGGUUCAAACGCUUAAAAGUCAGGAUGCUAUGGCUCAGGUAUGUUGAAGUAUACAUUAACUUUGGUUUAAAGGUUAUAUACUUUGUUCCCUUAAUCUAUAAUGAUUUUUUUUGUAAUUUUGAAUGUAAAUAGUGUUUGUCUUACUGAUUUGCAAUAUUGGUUUAAGAAAAGAGAAGCUUUUUUAUAGGUUAUAUUGUGGUAUAUAUAGAUUAUAUUUUAUAGGUUAUAUUGUGGUAUUAUAGAUUAUAUUGUGGGUAGAUAAUGAAAAUCUUCUUUUUAUUGCAACUUUUUCCAAAAAUAAGGAUAAGAGACUUCGUGUGAUUUUUUAAAUUUAUUGCUUCGAAUUAUAAGAGUUAUUUUGUUGUAAUUCACAAUCUAGUUUUGUCAUUUUCAGGCCAUGAAAGGAGUAACUCGUGCCAUGGGAAGUAUGAACAGACAAUUGAAUCUACCUCAAAUAUCCAAAAUUAUGCAGGACUUUGAAAGGCAAUCAGAGAUCAUGGACAUGAAGGAGGAGAUGAUGGAUGACGCCAUUGAUGACGCGUUGGGUGAAGUGGGUGAAGAAGGAGAAACAGAGGCUGUAGUGCAACAGGUGAGUCAUAUUUUGUUUUUAAGUGAUUAUCUUUAUGAAACAUGAAGUGGAUUAUGAUAACAAGGGGAAUACAAUGUAGUCUUUGUUAAAAAAAGAUAAAAAAUUAUAACAACUGUUUUUACAAUACAUAAAAUGGCAAAAACUUUCUUUACAUAGUUCAAAAUGACAAAAUUUUUCUUUACAAACUUUUUACACAUUGAAAUAAUAUAUUAUUUUGAUACUUAGACUCAAUAUUUUAGGUAUUGGACGAGCUGGGAAUCCAGAUGGGAGAAGAGCUGGCUAGCCUCCCAUCGGCCGAUGCGGCCUUGGGCCAGAAAGUCAACCAAAAACAGCCUCAGGCUGCGGCAAUGAGCGAUAUCGAUGCUGAUUUACAGUCUCGAUUGGAAAACUUGAGGAGAGAGUAA